Xylona heveae TC161 is the source of this 321-nucleotide messenger RNA. RefSeq lists its product as hypothetical. The transcript has a single exon. The coding region runs from base 114 to 272 and encodes 52 amino acids. Lineage: Eukaryota; Fungi; Ascomycota; Xylonomycetes; Xylonales; Xylonaceae. The record is from RefSeq and is a predicted model, not a curated record.
AAAUAUCCAUCUCUCGAGUGGAAUAAUUUUUUUACUUGGUUUUAAUGGAAAGUAGUAUUGGAAGAUAUACAAUUAUAUAUAGAAGGCAAACUUUUCGAGAAUAAAAAAGGAAAAUGAAAAAGAGAGGGGGGAAGAGAGAAAGAAAAGAAAGAGAAGAGGAAAGAGAAAAGAAGAAUGAAAGGGAAAAAAGUAGGAAAAUACAUAAAGAGGACCAAAACAACGGGAGGAAAACAAUAAUAAAAUGGAAUAGUACAAAGUAUAAACCCAAUUGAAGAAUACGGGGGCAGACACAUCAAGAAGAAGGAAAUAAAAAAAGGGGAU